UGACUUAAAUUUGAUAAUAUUAUUAACGAUAGUUUCACUAUCGUUUUGCAUAAACAAUACGCAAUCUUCAUGAAUGAUUUCAGUUCAUCGUUCACCAUCCGGUCUUCAUAUAAUGAACUAAAUUAGACAAUACCAAUGUAAAGUUACGAUUGAUCGUUGAUCGUAGCCGAUCGUAUGAACUUUACGAUCAAUGAACUCCGUUAGACAAUUAGGCCCGGUGUCCAGAUAUUUUAUUUAUCUCGAUUAUCGAUUAUUUUUAUCAUUAAAUCCUGCUAUUCAAUAUUUUUCUAGUUUAAAGUGAUCUGUGGUAUUAAAUAGUGAAGUUUACAAUUUAAUAAUUUAAUUUUUGUUUGAGUCAUUGAUAAAAAAAAACCAUUACUAAAUUGUUUUCGCAAAUCGCAUCUAAACAAAACUAUAAAGCGAUAAAUAAUGUCUCUAGCUGAUGAAUUAUUGGCCGACUUGGAAGAAAAUGACGAUGGGGAACUUGAAGCUAUAGUUGAGAAUAAAACAUCAACUGAUCAUGAAUUCGCUGUGCCUUUCCCGGUUGUUCCAAACGAGGAAGAAAUAAAAAACAUCUCUAUUAGAGAAUUGGCUAAAUUAAGGCAUUCGGAUCGCUUGCAAAGGGUUAUGACAUCAAUUGAGCAAAAUGUUGGCAAUGACAGGAAAAAAAUUGAGGUGACUGGUUUGAUGGAGUCUGACCCUGAAUAUCAGCUCAUUGUGGAGGCAAACAACAUAGCCGUUGAGAUUGAUGGCGAAAUAGCUAUUAUCCACAGAUUUGUUCGGGAUAAAUAUCAGAAGCGGUUCCCUGAACUGGAGUCAUUGAUCAUAACCCCAUUGGAGUACAUCCGCACUGUAAAAGAGCUUGGGAAUGAUUUGGACAGAGCUAAGAAUAAUGAGACACUGCAGAGCUUUUUGACACAAGCUACUAUUAUGAUUGUAUCAGUCACUGCAUCCACAACUCAGGGGAAAUUGCUAUCUGACUAUGAAUUGAGUGAGAUUUUUGAGGGGUGCGAUAUGGCAACAGAGUUGAACAAUUUUAAAUCAAAAAUUUAUGAAUAUGUAGAGAGCAGAAUGACAUUUAUUGCACCAAAUAUAACUGCUAUUGUUGGUGCAUCAACAGCAGCGAAGAUCCUGGGUGUAGCAGGUGGGUUGUCCAAGUUGUCAAAAAUGCCGGCCUGCAAUGUGCUGCCACUGGGGCAGCAGAAGCGGACUUUGUCGGGAUUCUCUCAGGCCGCGUCGCUGCCUCACACUGGCUUUAUAUACUUCUCCCAGAUUGUCCAGGAUGCUACUCCAGAGCUACGAUAUAAAGCGGCAAAACUGGUGUCAACCAAAUUGACUCUAGCCGCGAGAGUGGACGCGUGCCAUGAGAGCACAGACGGGGCCAUCGGAAGACAACUCAGAGAGAAUAUUGAAAAGAAACUUGACAAACUACAGGAACCACCGCCCGUGAAGUUCGUGAAACCCCUGCCGAAGCCUAUCGAGCAGAGUCGCAAGAAGCGCGGCGGCAAACGCGUGCGCAAGAUGAAGGAGCGCUACGCCAUGACCGAGUUCCGCAAGAACGCCAACCGGCUCAACUUCGCUGACAUUGAAGACGACGCUUACCAAGAAGACUUGGGCUACACGCGCGGCACUAUCGGCAAGUCGAGGACUGGUCGCGUGCGGUUGCCUCAGAUAGACGAGAAGACCAAAGUGCGCAUCAGCAAGACGCUGCAGAAGAACCUGCAGAAGCAGAACCAGCAGUACGGCGGCGCCACCAGCAUACGGAGACAGGUCUCGGGUACCGCCUCCUCGGUCGCCUUCACGCCUCUGCAGGGUCUUGAAAUUGUGAAUCCCCAAGCCGCCGAGACGCGAAUUAAUGAAGCUAACGCCAAAUACUUCUCGAACACGUCCGGAUUCUUGUCGGUCGGCAAAAAGACAACGUGAUAUAAUAAAUUCAUUACAAAAAGUCUGAAGAAACAGUAAUCUGCUAUGACAUUAUACUGCAUCUUAAGGUAAUGUUGUGGUAACACUUAUAAAUGAGUUGUUUAAACACUGGAAUUAAAAUCUAUAUAAGGACUUAAAAAUACUGAGAAAUACAUUAAUAAUGUAAACUAUAUCUUUAGGCCUCAUUCGCACGAGAGUUUUUUAGCGGACGUUAAAAAAACGUUCAAAUACAUUCCCAAGUAUAUGUUCACACGACAGCGUUUUUAAAACACGACGCUUUUUUUCGAGCAGUGUUGCAUUUACAAUUUUGAGCGUUGGAAAUAGACCUUCAUUUAACUUCAUACUAUAUUUGAAUGCUUUUUUAACGUCUGUUAAAAAAACUCUCGCGGGAAUGAGGGCUUACUGGUUCUAUUUAGUCUAAAAACGAAGUACUGCAAUCUUUCGAAAAUUACGUUUUUAUUUUCAACCGAUUUCAAAAAAAGACGGAGGUUUUUAAUUGGACGAUUAUGUUUUUUUAAUGUUUGUUACCUUCGUCCUUUAUUAACCAAUUUUGGUAAUUCUUUUUUUGUUUGGAAGAGUAUACUUUCAGAUUGAUCCCAUUUCAUUUUCAUGAAAAUCGAUUUAUCGAUUCGAAAAGUAUUUCGCGUUAAAAUCAAAAAUAACUGAAAUACGUCUUUGAAGUCGGUUCCAUUUUUAUGUAAAAAAAGAUCAUUUAGAUACAGUGUUUUGUCAUGGCACGGCAGUGGUAAAUCAUGCGAUACAACAUAAGUGCAUAAUUUUGUUAGUGCCUAAUUAUCGUAUAAUACCAACAUUCUAUUUGACAAUUGUGUGACGUAAACUGAAUUCAUUAUCAAUAAAUGCAUUAUCACUAAA
This is a messenger RNA of Bicyclus anynana (squinting bush brown), 2796 nucleotides long. It is a transcript of the gene Prp31, whose product is annotated as U4/U6 small nuclear ribonucleoprotein Prp31. The coding region runs from base 430 to 1923 and encodes 497 amino acids. Gene Ontology annotation, biological process: mRNA splicing, via spliceosome; spliceosomal tri-snRNP complex assembly. The record is from RefSeq and is a predicted model, not a curated record. Gene Ontology annotation, cellular component: U4 snRNP; U4/U6 x U5 tri-snRNP complex; precatalytic spliceosome. The transcript has 9 exons. Lineage: Eukaryota; Metazoa; Arthropoda; Insecta; Lepidoptera; Nymphalidae.